Molecule: messenger RNA, 1768 nt
Organism: Toxotes jaculatrix (banded archerfish)
Lineage: Eukaryota; Metazoa; Chordata; Actinopteri; Toxotidae
Gene: phyhd1
Product: phytanoyl-CoA dioxygenase domain containing 1
Exons: 11
Coding region: 210-1091 (293 amino acids)
Source: RefSeq, a predicted model, not a curated record
ACCGUGAAGCGCAAACGUGGGCUUUCUGUGUUGCGACGAAAGAGUUAAAGUCCAAAAUCCUAUUAGGGCCAAUGAGCGGUUACAUUUUAAUUGAUUUAGACGUGUCACGUGGUCGGAAAUCAGUGCCUGCAGACUGGAGUUUAACCGGAUGAGACGCGUUACGCGCAGAGUGUCUGUCCCGCGAGCUGCGCCUCUCCGAGCUGAGCACCAUGGACUUCAUGACAGAUCGUGAUGUGCAGAAGUACAUGGAGGAUGGGUACGUGGUUCUGGACGGGCUGCUGACCUCUCAGGAGUGUGACGAACUGCGGCAGAGGAUGGCAGAGAUCGUGGACCGGAUGGACGUCCCCGAGCACUGCCGCACCACCUUCUCCACCUAUCAUGAUGAGCAGCUUAAAACACAGGGAAAUGCUGACUAUUUCAUCACCAGCGGCGAUAAGAUCCGCUUUUUCUUUGAGAAAGGAGUUUUUGACGACAAAGGGGAAUUCAUUGUACCAAAACAGCGGUCGCUGAAUAAAGUUGGCCAUGCACUACAUGCCUUUGAGCCAUUAUACAAAAAGGUUACACAUUCACCCAAAGUUCAGGGCAUAGCUAAAAAGCUGGGUCUUGUAAAUCCAGUGAUACUGCAAAGCAUGUACAUUUUUAAGCAACCAGGAAUUGGUGGGGAAGUGACACCUCAUCAAGACGCCACGUUUCUGUACACGGAGCCCCUGGGCAGAGUUAUGGGUCUGUGGGUCGCCCUGGAGGACGCCACUGUCAACAAUGGCUGCCUGUGGUUUAUCCCGGGGUCGCACAGUAACAGUGGUAUUUCUCGCCGUAUGGUGCGUACCCCAAAGGGCACCUUUCCCCUGACGGACUUCAUCGGAAGAGAACAGGACUAUGAUGAAGGGAAGUUUAUCCCCGCACCAGUUAAAAAAGGUGGUGUGGUCCUGAUCCACGGGGAGGUGGUGCAUCGUAGUGCUGAAAACACCUCAGAAGACUCUCGCCAUGUCUACACCUUCCACGUGAUGGAGUCCCAGGACACUCGGUGGAGCCCUGACAACUGGUUGCAGCCCACUGAAGAGCUCCCUUUCCCAGCUCUCUACACUAAAUGAAGAGUAUCUUUGGUGCUUGGCUGCACAGAAAGACACAAGGCCCUGUCUUUCCUGAAGAAGGACCAACACGUAUGACCUGUUUUAACCAUAACAAAUGUGCUGUAAUUUCUCACAGCUUGUUUUUUUUUAUCUUAUAUGACACCAUCUGUUUCUCUGAGCCAUAUGUAGACUAGGAUGUUUUACUCGAUCCAGAAUUACUUCAACAGAAAAGUCCAAAGUGGAUUAAUGGUGACUAACUCGUUUUUAAAGAAUGUAUCAAUGUUUUAAAUGACAAUUUUUUAAUAGAUGGCGAAACUGAUUUGUAAAUAUUUUUAACCUUUUAAAUCAACUUUGCAUGGACACUUAACAAUACAAGUGAUAUUUAGAUUUACCUUUAUUCAGUCUCCUCAUCAGCAUUGUCACCAACCAGCAUUUUUCUUGUUGAAGGUCUUUUUUUUUUUUUCAAAUUUAUGUCAAAACAAGAUGGCAGAUUUUUACAGACAAACAGCAAGCCUUUCCAUUUUCAAGUAUGUUGAUUUUAAGACGCAACUUAAAUGAAAAACUGCUUGUGUUAAUUUUCAAAUCAAACUGAGAAAGAGAAGGCUUAAUGUUGAUGUUGUCAAAGUGCAAUCAGUCAGUCAGCCACACAGCUUCCUCUUCUCAAUCCUCAAACGAGUAUUAAACAAAUGGACUAAAAA